This is a messenger RNA of Arachis stenosperma, 684 nucleotides long. RefSeq lists its product as uncharacterized. NCBI's taxonomy places the organism in Eukaryota, Viridiplantae, Streptophyta, Magnoliopsida, Fabales, Fabaceae. The transcript has a single exon. Bases 1 to 684 code for a protein of 227 amino acids. The record is from RefSeq and is a predicted model, not a curated record.
AUGAGGGUGUGGCUGGUGAAGCAGAAGGCCGUUGCCCACAUUUACGGUGAUUGGGAUGAGUCCUAUAAUGAGCUACCUAGGUGGGUGUUAGAAGUUCAGUUGACGAUGCUUGGUAUUGUUACAGUCCUUCGUACGAGCCCAGUUCGAGUUGGGGGACAGGUGGACGAGUCGCAAGCUUAUUUCCACCGACUGUUCUGGACCUUUCCACCAUGUAUCGAGGCAUUCCAACAUUGCAAGCCGUUGGCAAGUAUUGACGGCACCCAUCUGUAUGGCAAGUAUGGCGAAACGUUGCUUGUCGCGAUUAAACAGGAUGGGAACUCCAACAUUCUGCCUUUUGCAUUCGUCCUUGUUGAAGGAGAGAAUGCCGAGUCCUGGUCCUUCUUUCUCUCUCACCUGCGUGAGCACGUGACCCCGCAGCCGGGUUUGCUAGUUAUAUCGGACAGGCAUAACGACAUCAAGGCCGCGCUUGAGUCUCCGGACGGAGGUUGGCUACCUCCAACUGCUUACCGUGCUUUCUGCAUUCGACAUGUGGCAGCAAAUUUUGCUCUUACCUACAAGGGCAAGGAUGCAAGGAGGCUACUUGUGAAUGCAGCGUAUGCAAAGACCAAGGUUGAGUUCGAUUACUGGUUCGAUAUUCUGCAGUCUGAAGACCCUGGCAUGUGUGAGUGGGGUGAACCGGAUUGA